This is a messenger RNA of Rhincodon typus (whale shark), 1291 nucleotides long. Its product is annotated as sushi-repeat-containing protein SRPX-like. The transcript is spliced from 7 exons. Bases 42 to 986 code for a protein of 314 amino acids. NCBI's taxonomy places the organism in Eukaryota, Metazoa, Chordata, Chondrichthyes, Orectolobiformes, Rhincodontidae. The record is from RefSeq and is a predicted model, not a curated record.
UUUUUUUCUUAUACGUUGUAGGGAAAUUAGGCGCGCUCAGAAUGGACAUUUCUAUCAAAUGCAUUUUUCUAUCUACUGUGUGCAUCUUCACAGCGGAGGCUAACGGAGGAUCUGGAUACAGCCCAUUAGAAGAUGAUGAAGAUGCUUAUGCAAAUGAAGCACGUUACGCUAAAUAUGAAGAUAUUCCCAGGUGCGCUCCUCUAAAGAUCAAAAAUGGUUAUGUCCAUUGCAGAACACCACACAGUGGAUAUUACAAAAAUGUACAAGGAACAACGUGUGAUAUUUCUUGCCAAAAAGGAUAUGAAAUUCAUGGAACUAGCCAUGUCCAUUGCCUAUCAAGCAGACGUUGGUCACAAACAGUUAGUUGCAGAGAAAUACGAUGCCCGAAGUUUUCAUUGCCUCUCCAUGGAGGUGCAAAGUGCUCUGAUGGAGCAUAUUUUAACUCGAGGUGUGAGUUUUACUGUACUCCUGGAUACCAAGUUAAAGGACAAAAAAGUGUGGUUUGCAUGCACAAUAAAAGGUGGAGUGGGAAGGAACCAUUUUGCCUUGCCAUGAACAUUAAUGUGGGUGUUACUACAGCAACAGCACUUCUGGAUCAGUUCUAUGAAAAGCGUCGUUUGCUGAUCAUAUCCACUCCUUCUGGUGCAAAUCACUACUAUAGAUUCCAGCUUGGAAUAAUUCAGCAAGCCAUAUGUGGUUUUGACUUGAGACACGUGACAGUCAUAGAACUGGUUGGUGUUUACCCCGUGCUCGUAGGGAGGAUAAGGGAAAAGUUCUUGUCACCGCCACUUGUUUUACAGCUGAGGUUACUGCUUCGGAUUUCACAGUCGAGUUUCAACAUGGUCCUUAUUGACAAGUAUGGUAUGGACAAAGAGCGCUAUCCUUUCCCAGUCACUGCUGCUGAGCUCUUCACAUUGAUUGAUACAUUUUCUCUACGAAAGAAAGAAAUCAAAUUGCAAAUUGAAAAUGGUCAGUCAUGCAAUUGAUUCCUAAAGUUCAGAAUGAUCCUCUGGUGGAAUUGCAAUUUACUAGGUGCAUUUUUAAACUAUAUACACAAAUAUUGAAAUGCUAUUAAUAUAUAAAAAGUACCAUAUCCUGGAACUUUUCUAUUUAGUUUGAUACCUUUUGCUACGUAUUGUUUUAUUAUUAUGAAUAUGUAAAGUAUUGUGCAUGAUGUAAUUUAUGCCGCUCUUUCAUUUAAAACUGUACAACAGGAGUCAUACAGCACGAAAGCAGACCCUUUGGUCCAAAUCAUCCCCACCAACCAUGUUUCCAAACUAAACUAGUCUCA